Messenger RNA from Schistosoma rodhaini, 1389 nucleotides. NCBI's taxonomy places the organism in Eukaryota, Metazoa, Platyhelminthes, Trematoda, Strigeidida, Schistosomatidae. The record is from the annotation of a GenBank genome assembly.
AUGUCUGUGUUUACGUUUCUAUCUCGUUCCCUUCCCCCAUCAAUUAACAUACCUGGAGUAACAUCUACUCUUUGUGUCAGCCAAAAGCUUCUGCGGUUGUAUGGUCACAUCUUUUCUGACUCCACUGGUGUUUAUGCAUUUGGACCUGAAGUACUUCGAUCUCUGCGAAAGCUGGAAAGUUUAGUUGACAAUAGCAUGUUACAGUUAGGAGCUCAGCGUGUUUUACUACCAACGUUAGGUCCGAGACAUAUUUGGGAAAAGUCUGGUCGAUGGUCCACCAUGCAAAGUAGCUUAUUCAGAGUCAAAGACAGAUUAUCUCAUGAGUACUGUUUACAGCCAACCCAUGAAGAAUAUAUAACCAAUUUCGUUGCCUGUCUAAAUUUAUCGUAUAAAUCCCUCCCUGUUUUGGUGUAUCAGAUAACCAGCAAAUUUCGAGAUGAACCUCACCCUAAACACGGUCUAGUCAGGGGACGUGAGUUUUUAAUGCAAGACAUUUACACAUUUGAUGCUUCUGUCGAAACGGCUGAGAAAACGUAUAAACGUGUAAAGACUGCAUAUUCUGACUUGAUGGUUAACCUUGAGUUACCAUACCUAGUUGCAUGUGCAGAUCCAGGUAAUGUUGGUGGUCUCAUUUCAGAGGAAUUUCACGUUGAAGCUGAUAUAGGAGAAGACCGAAUAUUAACGUGCUCAAAAUGCUCCUUGAAAUUCAAUUCUGAACUUGAAGUUACCAGCUCCCUCUGUUCCUUACAAUCUUGCCCAAAAGUAUUCCAUGAAGUUCAAGGUAUAGAAGUCGCCCACUGUUUCCUAUUGGGAGAAAGAUAUUCAAAGUGCUUUGAUGCCACUUAUCGAUCCCCUUCAGGCUCGAAACUUAUGUUCAUGGGGUGCUAUGGUCUUGGAAUAUCACGUCUACUUGCCGUCUGCAUCGAACACUUGACAAGAGUUGCAUUUCCUGACAAGUCCAAAGAUCAGAUCACACAACUUCGAUGGCCUGUUCGGAUCGCACCAUACAGCGGAGCAAUAGUUCUACAGAAGGAAACGGCCAAGGAUAGUGUGAAUCCAGAUGAACUGAAAUAUAUUCUCGAUACCAUUCAAAGUGACUCCAUCAACUUCAAAUUACCUGGUGACAUUUUGGUGGAUGAUCGCAUGGGAUUAAGCUUGGGUAGAAAAAUUCUGGACCAAAGCCGCUUAGGAAUACCUUGGAUACUUACUGUAAAGAGUCAGAGAGAUGGCACAUAUGAAUUGAUUGAUGUUUAUAAAGAUAGAUCAUGUGUAGCCACUCUAGAACAAGCCAGAUCUGCAUUCAAUAACCCUGCAGUAUUUGAUGCAUCAUCUCUCCCUUCUUGGAAUCACCACAAUGAGCGCAAUAUAAGUGGGAACAAACUCGUUUAA